This is a messenger RNA of Manihot esculenta (cassava), 3880 nucleotides long. RefSeq names its product serine/threonine-protein kinase-like protein ACR4. Gene Ontology annotation, molecular function: protein binding; ATP binding; protein kinase activity. The coding region runs from base 861 to 3626 and encodes 921 amino acids. NCBI's taxonomy places the organism in Eukaryota, Viridiplantae, Streptophyta, Magnoliopsida, Malpighiales, Euphorbiaceae. Gene Ontology annotation, biological process: protein phosphorylation. The transcript has a single exon. The record is from RefSeq and is a predicted model, not a curated record.
UCUUCACCUACACUGCCCAUUUUCAGAAGCUCCAUUUUUAUGGACAUUUAUUUCCCUCUCUCUCCCCCCCUUCCAUUCUUGCUUGAAACAACAAUACUCUCUGCAACUACCUUCUUCAACAAAUCUACCUCACCUCCAAUUUUCUUCCACAACCCUUUUUCAUCUAUAUCUUGUAAUUAUCAUGCUAAAGGGUAGCCAUGAGAAUAAUCUUUUGCUAAAAAUGGAGACUUUUUCAUCUGUGAUGAACUUUUAGGAAGCUUGCUUUAUGGCCUCUUCUGCGAUCUAAUGCUUCUUGUUUGUGGUUUCCGAGAUACACAAGCUCUCUCUUGGAUCGUAUCUUGAUUGUUCAAGCAGGAAGACAAGCAAAAACUCAACUUUGCUUCUCAUGGGUGUUAGAUUAAAGCAAGACGAGCAACUGGGUAUCACUUAUUGGUGCUGUGUUCAUGAGGUUAUUAUUUUUACAGCUUCUUCUUGUCAAAGUUGGGGACUUUUGGUGAGUUUGGUUUGGUAGUGUCGACAUUAAUUUUCUCAUAUACUGAUUUAUUCAUAUGGUUUCUUCUCCAUUAUUGCAAAUGCAGCAUAUAUUCAUGAAGCUCUCUUAGUGAACAGUUGUGCUUUUUAACCUUAUUGACCAUUUCUAAGAAGGAGCUUGUAUAGUGGUUCUUUAGCGUACAUAGUUGAUGGUUUUUGGUAUUUUCUUAGCUGGUUUCUAAGAAUUUCUCAUCUUGGUUUAAAUAUCCUGAUCAACAAGCAAGUCGCAAUCAAGAAGUCCUUGUCUAGCUUAGAUUUUGAUGGAUAACUAUCCAACCACAAAGUUGGUAUAUUCUAUGAUCUUUGUAUAUUAAGGUUGAGCUUGUGCAAUGGCAAUUUCCAGACAUUUGGUUAGAGAUUUUCUAACAUGGGUUUUUAAGUUUUGCACAUUUGGGAAUGCUGGAGUUCUUGUUCAACUUGUGGUUCUAUCGGACUUAUGGUGGAUGGUUUCAGGCCUAGGCUCCAUGUCUACCAUCGCCAUUUCUUAUGGCGAGAAUGGCCCCGUUUUUUGUGGCUUAAAGUCAGAUGGGUCUCAUCUUGUGACCUGUUAUGGUUCUAAUUCUGCUAUAAUCUAUGGCACUCCAGCCCGUUUCCCUUUUAUUGGCUUAACUGCUGGUGAUGGCUUUGUCUGUGGGCUUCUUAUGGGAUCUAACCAGCCAUAUUGUUGGGGAAGUAGCGGGUACAUUCAAAUGGGUGUUCCUCAGCCUAUGGUCAAAGAGGCUGAGUACAUAGAAAUCAGUGCAGGUGAUUACCAUUUAUGCGGCUUGAGGAAGCCAUUAACAGGCAGGCACAGAAACAAUUCUCUUGUUGAUUGUUGGGGUUAUAACAUGACCAAGAACUAUGCGUUUGAUGGACAGAUUCAAUCAAUCUCGGCUGGUUCUGAGUUUAAUUGUGGGUUGUUUUCUCAGAACAGGAGUGUUUUUUGUUGGGGUGAUGAGACUAGUAGCCAUGUGAUAAGCUUAAUUCCUGAACAGUUGAGGUUUCAAAGGAUAUCAGCUGGUGGGUAUCAUGUUUGUGGGAUUUUAGAGCUGGAUUCUAAAUCCUUUUGCUGGGGAAGAAGCUUGGACCUUGAGGAAGAGAUCUCUGUGGCAUAUUCAAGUCAAGGAAACGUGGAUUUGCCUCCAAGUGAUCCAAUGCUUUCUAUUGUGGGAGGAAAGUUCCAUGCUUGUGGGAUCAAAAGCUAUGACCAUGGAGUGAUUUGUUGGGGUUUUAUUGUAAAGCCAAGCACUCCAGCUCCUAGUGGCAUUAAGGUCUACGAAAUUGCUGCUGGAAAUUACUUCACUUGUGGAAUUCUUGCUGAGAAAUCUCUCGUACCUGUUUGCUGGGGUCUUGGGUUUCCUAGCUCUCUGCCUUUGGCAGUCUCACCAGGACUUUGCAAAACUACUCCUUGCUCACCCGGUUCUUAUGAAUUUAACAAUGAGAAUGCACCUUGCAAGUCUCCCAAUUCCCACGUCUGCUUGCCUUGCAGUAAUGGUUGCCCUGCUGAAAUGUAUAAGAAAACUGAAUGUUCCUUGAAAUCUGAUCGUCAAUGUGAUUAUAAUUGUUCAAGUUGUUAUUCAGCUGAAUGCUUUUCAAAUUGUUCUGCGUUGUAUUCUGAUGCUGCUAAAGGAAAGAAGGACGAUAGGUUUUGGUCAUUGCAAUUGCCAGUCAUCAUAGUGGAGAUUGGCUUUGCUGUAUUCUUGGUGAUUGUAGUAUCUGCGACGGCUAUUUUGUAUGUUCGCUACAGAUUGAGGAAUUGCCAGUGCUCAGAAACGGAAUCAAAGUCCAAGAAAAACAAAGUUGGUGGUGCUUCAUUUCCUAAAGACAAUGGAAAGAUCCGCCCUGACUUGGACGAGCUUAAGAUAAGGAGGGCCCAGAUGUUCUCUUAUGAGGAACUUGAGAGGGCUACCAAUGGAUUCAAAGACGAAUCCUUAGUGGGGAAAGGGAGUUUUUCAUGUGUUUAUAAAGGGGUAUUGAAGAAUGGAACAGUAGUUGCUGUUAAAAAGGCAAUAGUGUCAUCUGAUAAGCAGAAGAACUCGAAAGAAUUCCACACUGAGCUUGAUCUAUUAUCAAGAUUAAAUCAUGCCCAUUUGCUCAAUUUGCUUGGCUAUUGUGAAGAAGGCGGAGAAAGGCUUCUGGUUUAUGAGUUCAUGGCUCAUGGUUCCUUGCACCAGCAUCUUCAUGGGAAGAACAAGGCACUAAAAGAACAGCUAGAUUGGGUUCGAAGAGUCACCAUUGCAGUCCAAGCAGCUCGGGGAAUCGAAUACCUACACGGAUAUGCUUGCCCACCUGUAAUCCAUCGAGACAUAAAAUCUUCCAACAUUCUAAUCGAUGAAGAACACAAUGCCCGUGUCGCUGAUUUCGGUCUCUCUUUGUUGGGACCAGCUGAUAGUAGCUCACCAUUAGCUGAGCUACCUGCAGGAACACUUGGCUAUCUUGAUCCUGAAUACUAUAGACUUCACUACCUUACUACAAAAUCCGAUGUUUACAGCUUUGGUGUGUUGCUUUUGGAAAUCCUUAGCGGCAGGAAAGCUAUAGACAUGCAAUACGAAGAAGGAAAUAUCGUGGAAUGGGCAGUUCCUCUGAUCAAAUCAGGAGACAUAUCAAUGAUUUUGGAUCCAGUUUUGAAGCCUCCACCUGAUCUUGAAGCAUUGAAAAGGAUUGCAAAUGUGGCUUGCAAGUGCGUUAGAAUGAAAGGCAAAGAGAGGCCAUCAAUGGACAAAGUAACAACAGCAUUGGAGCGUGCACUUGCACAGCUGAUGGGCAGCCCAUGUAAUGAGCAGCCAAUUUUACCUACUGAGGUGGUUCUUGGAAGCAGUAGGUUGCACAAAAAAUCUUCUCAAAGAUCUUCAAAUAGAUCAGCAUCAGAGACUGAUGCAGUUGAAGCAGAAGAUCAAAGGUUUGAGUUUCGAGCUCCCUCAUGGAUAACAUUUCCAAGUGUUACAUCUUCCCAGAGAAGAAAAUCCUCAGUAUCAGAAGCAGAUGUUGAUGGGAAAAACUCAGAAGCAAAAAAUCAGGGAUACAUUGGAAAUGCUGGGGAUGGUUUAAGGAGCUUGGAGGAAGAAAUUGGGCCUGCUUCUCCUGGAGAAAGAUUGUUCUUGCAGCAUAAUUUCUGAAUUAUCCUAAUACAUUUCGAGCUUUUUGAUUGUUGUUGUUGGGUUUUUAUUUUAGUUUCUUGCAGGAUGAGCAUGUAAAGAAAAGGGGAAAAAAAAUAUGGGAGGAUGUAAUUUGCUGAGUUACUUCUUAUUAGUGAUGCCGGUAUCUCUCUUGUCCUUUGUGUUUAAUUUUGUAAGCUUCAGCAAGCAUUUUAUGGAAGAAAUUUUUUAGGUAAUGACUCGCUAUCCUAUGAAUUAUUUUAUUUUUCUUAUUA